Fragaria vesca subsp. vesca is the source of this 1326-nucleotide messenger RNA. RefSeq names its product serine incorporator 3-like. The record is from RefSeq and is a predicted model, not a curated record. Lineage: Eukaryota; Viridiplantae; Streptophyta; Magnoliopsida; Rosales; Rosaceae. Gene Ontology annotation, cellular component: membrane. The transcript is spliced from 5 exons. Bases 266 to 1006 code for a protein of 246 amino acids.
GAGCAAAAGAAGCAGCAGCAUCAAGCUAAGGUCCAUGACGGAGUGACUGAACUGGCAAAGCUACACUACCAGCAGUAUCACACUCGCCGCAACGAUGCCGUUUUGCGACCAAGGAGGCCUCCCAAGCCGGUUGAUGAAGACCUCUACAAGAUACCACCUGAGCUCCUUCACUCUACCAAGCGGGUGUCAAACAUAUAUUCUCAAUCUCAUACUAUAAUAUGAAAUUCUGACUCAUACUCUGUUCUUCACCAUCCUGUCUGUUGUGAUGAUUGGUGUCAAGAGGCAGAAGGAUCCCCGUGACAGUAUCCACCAUGGUGGAUGGAUGAUGAAAGUCACUUGCUGGUUCCUCUUGGUGCUCUUCUCCUUGUAUUUCGUGCCAAAUGGGUUUAUUAGUUUCUAUGAGACAAUUGCAAAGUUUGGCUCAGGAUUCUUUCUUCUCGUACAAGUUGUGCUUCUGUUGGAUUUUGUUCAUGGAUGGAACAACAAAUGGGUUUCAUAUGAUGAGCAGUUCUGGUAUGUUGCUCUUUUUGUUGUUUCUCUAGUUUGUUAUCUGGCAACAUUCGUCUUCUGUGGACUUCUUUUCCAUUUGUUCACGCCAUCUGGACAUGACUGCAGACUCAAUACCUUCUUCAUCGUAAUGACUCUGAUAUUCGUUUUCGUUUUUCUUAUAGUGGCACUGCAUCCUACUGUAGGUGGCAGCAUUUUACCCGCGUCAGUUAUAUCUGUGUACUGUACAUAUCUCUGCUAUAGUGCACUUGCUAGUGAGCCGAGGGACUAUGAGUGCAAUGGUCUCCACAAGCAUUCUAAAGCUGUUUCCACUGGGACUCUUACCUUAGGUUUGCUUACCACUGUUCUUUCUGUGGUUUAUUCUGCUGUGCGUGCUGGAUCUUCCACAACUCUUUUGUCCCCGCCUAGUUCACCUCGUGCAGGUGCUGGGAAACCACUGCUCCCAUUGGAUAAGCCGGAAGAACGUGAAGAAAAUGAGAAAGCCAAGUCAGCUGAUUGAUGUGGGGUGGCCGUCCGUCUGGGUGAGGGUCAUGCCUAGUUGGGCAACUGCAGAUCUCUACAUCUGGUCCCUUUUGGCUCCAAUUCUGUUCCCUGAGAGGGAAUUCUAAAAUCCUGCCAGAGAUACGAAGAAAACUCGAUCUUCGAGUAUGUUUGAUUUGUGUAAUGUGUAUGCCUUUCCUAAAAAAAGCACCGUUUGCUCUGUAAAUAAAAUCUGUAUCUACUUCUGGAACAACCAAAUUUCUUUAAUUUUUGCGGGUUUGAUAUAUGCUGCAUGAAGUUGAUUGCUUUCCUGGGAAAUAAAGUUGAACCUGAUGUUGG